UAUAACUAAUUUGAUCUGUUUUCUGUGGGCUUUAAUAGCCGAAGAAUUAGUUAAACUCCUGAAAACAGACGUACUUCAAGCGGCUAUACAAACCAAGUGAGAACAAGAUAUUACGAAGGAAUUGCAAACAAAUAGGCCGUCAAUUAUAAACGAUCUUUGGCGCCGAACGCGAAAGUACAGAAACAGCGACCGACGACGAUACACCGAGCGUCGUUUCGAAGAAUCUUCCUUGGAGGAGAAGUGUCUAAAGAGGACAAAUCACCGUCAGUUAUCCGACUCGGUAGCAGUAUCUACAAAAACUGUGUAGUCAUAUUUUAUAGCUUUUGGUAUUUUUUCUAUCUCUUAUUCCAUUCUGAUAAUUUCUGAUUCCUUUUCGAUGACAGUUUCUAUAGGUUGAAAGUGUUAAUAUCAAGGUGAUAUCAUACAAAAAAGAACCUUGAUGUUGCCAGUGUAGGAUUGCAUUGCGAGUUUAUAUAAUAAUCACCUCUGGGAACAAUUCCCAGUCUAAAAAAGAAGCUAUCUCGAAUUGAAUUCUCUGAUAUGGGAUGCAACUGCCCAUCUACAGACAGCCAACGAGUUAGUUCAGCUCCUAAACACAGACAUACUUCAAGCGACGUACUGCUAUAAUAAACCAAGCGAGAACAAGAUAUUACGGAGGAAUUGGAAACGACGAAAGGUCAACAGAGCACAAGACAGAGGAUAUUAAUUAAUUUCCAUAAAUUUACAACUUAAAACACCAUGUCGAUCGAAGCGUUAUCCGGUAAAGUUUUCCUGCUGAUAACUGGUGCGAGUCGUGGUAUCGGUCGCCAAAUCGCGAUAACAUUUGGUUCGAUGCUGGAGGAAGACUCGCGCGUGCUUUUAUUAGCGAGGAAUAAAAAUGCAAUGCAAGAAGUUGCAGCAAAUAUACCUUCCAAAGUGAAAGUUUAUACCAUUAGUGCGGACUUGAGUAAAUCAACUGAUACCAACUUCAAAGAAUUCAUAUCGGAAUCUUUGAGGGGAACUACUCUCAAUGCGUUUGAUCGAGUGGUCCUGGUACAUAAUGUUGGCUUUAUCGGCGAUGUCUCUCAAACUCUAAACGAUAUAUUGGACCUGAAUGUCUGGAGAGAAUUCUACGAUCUCAAUUUUUUUGUGCCUGCCGUAUUAAACGCGGUGGUCAUGAAUACGUUUAAUAGUAAAGCUAUUAAGAAGACAAUUAUCAAUAUUACAUCGCCGGUAGUUAUUCAUCCGCGCGCUUAUUAUGGCCAAUACGCUUCGGCAAAAGCGGCACGAGACAUGUACUUUAAGGUCUUUGCUUUGGAAAACCCUGAUGUUGACGUGUUAAGUUACUCACCGGGACCUGUCGAUACGGAUAUGUUUACAACGGUGUGCGAAAAACUCGCUGAUUUAAAAACUAAAAAAAUGUUCAAUGAGAUGAAAGAGAAGGGACUUGUGUUGACAACAGAACAAACUGUCAAUUGCCUUGUGCAAGUCUUGAAAGAACAUAAAUAUAAUUCGGCUGAUCAUGUGGGUUAUUACGACGAUAUGUGAAGCAAAAAAAACAAUAUUUAUAGAAAGAAAAAAAACAAAAUACAAUAUGAAUAUAACAACAAA
Molecule: messenger RNA, 1590 nt
Organism: Wasmannia auropunctata (little fire ant)
Lineage: Eukaryota; Metazoa; Arthropoda; Insecta; Hymenoptera; Formicidae
Product: sepiapterin reductase-like
Exons: 4
Coding region: 739-1527 (262 amino acids)
Biological process (GO): tetrahydrobiopterin biosynthetic process
Molecular function (GO): sepiapterin reductase (NADP+) activity
Source: RefSeq, a predicted model, not a curated record